AUGCCUGCCAUUAAACGCAAAUCGGACGCCAUGGAUGCUACACCUACGGGCAGUCCUACCAAAAAGAUGCGCUUGACACAAAACCAGAAGCAGGCACUGAUUGACAAUUUACAACUUGAAAUUACUGAGAGGGCACGCAAACUUCGUGCUCAGUAUGCCCUUCAAGCAAAUGACCUUCGGGCGCGCAUUGAGCGACGCGUCAACCGAAUCCCAGUUUCGUUACGCAAGGCCAACAUUGGCGAGCUGCUCGAAAAACACAAUGCUGCCAUGAACAAACAGCUCACUGCAUCGCCUUCCAGAAAAUACUCGCCCGCUAAGACGUCGCGUAAUAUCGCAGGCAUUUCCGUAGAUCCAGAGACUAGAACCCGUGGGGCAAGUCAUGAUCCCCACUUCUCCGAUAAAGAAAAUGCCCCUGCUGGUGGUGAGCCCGAAGGGAUCAAGAACCCCAAGCGCCGGGUUAAGCCAGCCGCACCCGGCGGGGCCUCGCGCGUGGUUUCCCAGGAAGUACGGGGCAAUGAGAACCGGAUCCUAUCUCCCAAGUCUAACAAUUCUCGCACCUAUCCCCAAUCGCCUUUCCGUGCAUCUCCCGAAAAGGGCCAACCCACAUAUCUGUCGCGUCCUACAUCUCCCCUAAAGCCAUCGAGUCCGCUGCGAUCGCGGGGUGCCACCGUGUCUUCGGUAAAAGAUCAACGACCCCCUUCACAGCUUCAGAGGACAGCCAACCGUUCCGCUACAGGACCCAAGACUACUAGAUCACCUUUGUCGCGUCCAGGGACCCGACAGGGCGAGCGCAAGAACAGCACCGGCUCCACAGCAUCUUCAGGCACAACAGUGACCAAAUCCGCGCGGACUGGUACUGGUGCAAGAAAGGCGACAACCGCCCCUGCUGCGGCGGCCGCUAGGAAGCCCGCUCCGCGCAUGCAGGUCGCAUCAGUGGCUGUCAAAAAGUCGGCCACUAAUGCAGCGAUGCGCAAGGCUACCGCUCCAACAGCGGCUGAAACAACAACCCGGACUCGGGCGCUGCGCAAGCGCAUCUAA
This is a messenger RNA of Penicillium paradoxum, 1038 nucleotides long. RefSeq lists its product as uncharacterized. The transcript is spliced from 3 exons. Lineage: Eukaryota; Fungi; Ascomycota; Eurotiomycetes; Eurotiales; Aspergillaceae. Gene Ontology annotation, cellular component: spindle midzone; chromosome passenger complex; chromosome, centromeric region. The coding region runs from base 1 to 1038 and encodes 345 amino acids. Gene Ontology annotation, biological process: mitotic sister chromatid segregation. The record is from RefSeq and is a predicted model, not a curated record.